AUGUCUGGUGUGCUUCCAUGUAGAAAUCGGUUGUAUGCGCUAGACUACAAUUUGAGAUUUGCUGAUAAGGUGCUGUUGCAGCCUGAGAAAGGAGAUGUGCAAUAUUGUCGACUUCGUGGUUAUUCAGAGGAGCACUGUCAGAAUUACAUCAAAGUUGUUGCUGUACGUGGAAGUCGAUUACUGGUUUGCGGGACUCAUGCCAGAAAACCGAAGUGUCAUUACCGAAAGAGAGAAGAUAUUUCAAAAGUAACCGAGCAUUUGCCGAGGAAAGUGCAGAUGUGUCCCGAAGAUCCUGAUAGUAGUACGACAGUCCAGCUACCUGUGAAUAGCAGUGCUGUAUUUGUGGGUUUGGCCGGUAGUAUGAAUCGAGGCAUUCUGAGAUACUUUGGUCGUCCUGAUCCAUUGACAACUGACAUGAACAAUUUCAAUAUUCUAAGAUUGCCACAGUUUAUCAGCAGCUAUACUCUGGGGUCUAGCGUUUUCUUUUUUGCAAGAGAGCUAACUGAUGUUGGAAGCUUACGAUUCUACAUUUCGCGGGUUGCAAGAGUGUGUCAAUCUGACACUGGGGGAAGGUUUCUCUCACCAGGGCGAUGGACUUCAUUUGUAAAGUCUCGACUCAAGUGCAUCCAACCUGGAGGCAGUGGACAGCUACAAUACGACUACAAUUUUUUAGUGGAUGUUAGCUUUACAGAGAAGGACGGACGUCGCCAUGCGUUUGCUGUGUUCCAGCCUCCCACGUCCGGUCCUGCUGGUGGUGCUGUAUGCAUGUAUGGAUUUGAUGGCGAACGUUUGCGUGAUGACAUUUUGAGCGUAUUUGACGGUCCAUACGUUGGUGAGAAACGACAGCACAGUAUGAGGAGAAAACGAAAUCAUUGCGACAAGCCUCGUAGUGAAUCGAACGCAUUGAGAUAUACCGAGACAUCGAGGCCAAUCAGGCAGGCAACUAAUGCUCCCUUAGUAACCAAAUCUGGCGCAAGGUUAUUGGCUAUUGCUGCAGAUGCCAUCAGUCAAUCUACCUUCGUGUUAUUUGUGGCCUGUGACGAGGGAACCAUCGAUAAGUUCUUGGUCACGGUGACAGAAACUGAAACAACAUUGCGGGGAUAUAUGGAAAGAGGGUAUGUGCCCGUUGUCACCUUGAUUGACACAAUUCGAGUGAUUCCAAUGGAGGAUUUGCCAAGAAGUCCCAUUUACAAUAUGUUGAUUGUAAAAGAGCAGAAUGCGGUGUUUGUUGGUACCGAAACUGAUAUUGUUCGUAUACCUCUCAGUCGUUGCGAUCUUCAGUACGAUGAGUGCAGUGACUGUAUUGGGUCAAGGAAAGCACGUGAUCCAUACUGUGGUUGGUGCACGGGCACACACAAGUGUUCGGUAAAGAAUGAUUGCCUCGGCGGGUCUUGGAUAACAAAACAAGACAAUACCAGCUGCCCUGGCAAGACACCGUUUGUGACAGGUGUACCUCCCGUUGUUACGUCAACGUGGUCUUCACAUUUGGAUGUCUCCCACAAUGAACGUAUAUUGCUCAACUGUUCAGCCAAUGGGGUUCCUCCUCCUUCCUAUUGGUGGAAGAAGGAUGGUGAAAUACUGCACGAAGCGACCGGAGCAGAGUACGUCAUACCGGCCGUGCAUUUGGCCAAUGGUGGCGAAUACGUGUGCCUUGCACAGAACAGAUUUGGAAACACGACGGUAAAGACUGUCGUCAGAGUCAUACCAGAGAUAAUUGAAAAAGCUCCGACUGUUGUCAUAGCGGGGCCGUUUGACUCGUUAGCGUUGCCUUGUGGUGUAGUCGGCAGUCCUGUUCCCGUGGUCACGUGGCGCAAGAGAGGGGUUCUGGUGACCGACGAUUCGAAACACGGCGUCUUCGUGUCCAAGAGCGGAUCGCUUGUCUUUACGACCUUGUCCCCAAAUGACGCGGGCAUGUACGAAUGCGAGGCCGUCAAUCAUUGCGGCCGUUCAAGCUACACAACUCAAGUGUUUGUGACAUAUGACGCCGUUUCAAACUAUAAGUCGCGAAUCGUUAAGGAAGGAGACACCGUUGAGUUGUCUUGUUCUUUGUGUAAAGAGAACUGUACGUUUACGUGGACCAAAGACGGCGAAUCGUUAGAGAAGACAAACAGCAAGACGCUGACGAUUAGAAACGCGCGUAAGCACGACACGGGACAAUACUGCUGUACCGAAGCCAAAGACAAGGAUUUCCGCACAGAGGUCCACUUGGUGAAAGUAUUAGUUCCUCCCACUGUUGUGGCGAGAAGCGCAGCAAAUGUCACUGCAGCUGCUAAUGCGAGUGCUAUUUUUUACUUGGAUGUCACAGGUGAGCCUUCUCCUUACGUCAGGUGGUCGAAGGAAGGCAAGGAUGUGGGAUCGAGCAGCCGCGUCGUCGUCACUGGAACUACGGGAAGGUUCUCGUUUGUAGUUGACAAUCUGCAUCUGUCCGACAGCGGCAUCUACGUCGCCACGAUCUACAACUCGAUUGCAUCGAAGGAUGUAGCAUUUUCUUUGUUUGUCUUUGGUCAGCGACAGUGUCCACCGUUGGUCACACGCGCGACAGAGGGAGGAACGUUAUCGUUCACAUGUAGAUAUUCGAACGACAUCUCUGAGACGAUUGGAGGCAGUCUUCUUCCGGUCACGUGGAAAGGGCCACACUUACGUGUACGACCACGUGCCGAUUCGGUGAGCAUCUCUAGAAGAGUUAAAUCGACUAGCGUGAAGCUGACUAUUAGAAACGUUACCGUGUCCAACGAGGGCGAGUAUGAAUGCCACGCGUACGCGACUCACGGACAUUCCGUCUGCCGCUGGUGGGUGGGCGUCACUCAGAGAAACGCAACCUCGACGCAUCAUCCUUCGUCUUCUACGAGAGACGGAGCAGAAAUCGGCAUGAGCGCUGUUGUCUUCGGUUGCAUUAUUGUGUGUACUGUACUUUUUGGUCUGUUUACUGGUGCUGUGACAGUGCGCAUCUGUUUGCGCUAUCCUCAAAAAUGUAAAUCUGUGAAUAUCCGGGAUGUGUCGCCGCGGUCUGUCGAUCGAGGACGACGACGUUCAGAGUUAAUAUCUGUCUCGUCAGUGGCUUCUGCUACACCGCUAGCUGUGUCGAGUACUCGUAGUACAAGCUCUCGUUUUCCCACAGAUACGAAGACUGCGUGAAUCUCAGAAAUCAAUGGACGAAGCAGUGAUUCUGAAAAACGCCUUCUAUAGAAGAGAUUUAUAUGUACACAAAUCAAUAUUGGAUAGAAAUUUGGCUCACGCGACAGCGCGAUCAAUGUAUUUUGAACUAGAAACUAACAAUAUAAAUAUAGAUUGUUUACUGCAU
Molecule: messenger RNA, 3301 nt
Organism: Corticium candelabrum
Lineage: Eukaryota; Metazoa; Porifera; Homoscleromorpha; Homosclerophorida; Plakinidae
Product: hemicentin-2-like
Exons: 24
Coding region: 1-3135 (1044 amino acids)
Biological process (GO): neural crest cell migration; axon guidance; positive regulation of cell migration
Molecular function (GO): semaphorin receptor binding; chemorepellent activity
Source: RefSeq, a predicted model, not a curated record